Candidula unifasciata is the source of this 474-nucleotide messenger RNA. The record is from the annotation of a GenBank genome assembly. Lineage: Eukaryota; Metazoa; Mollusca; Gastropoda; Stylommatophora; Geomitridae.
AUGGGCAAAAAAGACAAUGAAGGGAAACCCAAAGGCAGAAUGUCAUCUUAUGCAUUCUUUGUCCAAACCUGCCGUGAGGAGCAUAAGAAGAAGCACCCCAAUGAUACAGUUGUGUUUGCUGAGUUCACCAAAAAAUGUGCAGAGAAGUGGAAGGAGAUGACUCCCAAAGAGAAGAAACGGUUUGAAGAUAUGGCAGAGAGAGAUAAAGCCAGAUAUGAAAGAGAGAUGUCAUCCUAUGUACCAGUCGGGGGUCAGACUAAAAAGAGGAAGAGGACAAAAGACCCUAAUGCACCAAAAAGAGCUUUGUCAGCCUUUUUCUUUUUCUGUGCCGAGGAGCGCCCAAGCGUCCGUGCUGCUAACCCCGGUAUAGGUGUUGCUGAUGUGGCUAAAGAGCUGGGCAAGAAAUGGGAAGUGUGCCCCAACAAAUCAAAGUUUGAACAGUUGGCUCAGGAAGAUAAAGCCAGAUACGAAAGG